Messenger RNA from Stegostoma tigrinum, 1615 nucleotides. RefSeq names its product uridine monophosphate synthetase (gene umps). NCBI's taxonomy places the organism in Eukaryota, Metazoa, Chordata, Chondrichthyes, Orectolobiformes, Stegostomatidae. The transcript is spliced from 6 exons. The record is from RefSeq and is a predicted model, not a curated record. The coding region runs from base 19 to 1482 and encodes 487 amino acids. Gene Ontology annotation, molecular function: orotate phosphoribosyltransferase activity; orotidine-5'-phosphate decarboxylase activity. Gene Ontology annotation, biological process: 'de novo' UMP biosynthetic process; 'de novo' pyrimidine nucleobase biosynthetic process.
GAUCUAGGCGCGGAGAGCAUGGAGUCGUUGGUGUCGGAGCUGUUUGAAGUUCGGGCGGUGAAGUUUGGGAAUUUCGUUCUAAAAAGCGGCAUAUCGUCGCCUGUUUACUUCGAUUUGAGGGUUAUUGUGUCCCAUCCGACGCUGCUGAACCAGGUUUCUGAUCUCCUGUGGAAAACUGCUCAAAAUGCUGGAGUCAAAUGCAGUUCUGUUUGUGGAGUUCCAUACACUGCCUUACCUCUUGCAACUAUUAUCUGUUCUACCAAUAAAAUCCCCAUGUUCAUUUGUCGAAAGGAGGCAAAGAACUAUGGCACAAGUCGUUUGGUGGAAGGCACUAUCAACCCAGGAGAAACCUGUCUUAUUAUCGAGGAUGUUGUCACAAGUGGUUCCAGUGUCUUGGAGACUGCCGAAGUUCUACGUCAAGCAGGAUUAAAGGUCACUGAUGCAGUGGUGUUGUUGGACCGAGAGCAGGGUGGAAGAGCCAGAUUAGAAGAGGAAGGAAUACGUUUGCACUCUGUUUGUUCCCUAUCCACAUUAUUAGAAAUUUUACAUGGCCAAGGAAAUAUUGACAGUGAAAUUGUAGAAAGUGUCAAGACAUUCAUAAGAACAAACAUACUGCCAGCAGUGAGUAAAAGAAUGAAUGGUACAACAAAACAGCUUAAUACCCAGCCUGAUGGAACUGCUGCAAAAAAACCCUGCCAAGAAGUUAGUUAUGGUGCUCGUGCUCAGCUUCCAGGGAUUCACCCAAUCACAGCAAAGCUUUUUAAGAUAAUGGAAAAGAAGCAAACCAACUUGUGUUUAGCUGCUGAUGUUACAAACUCAGAAGAGUUGCUGCAGCUGGCUGAUUUGCUGGGUAGCGAGAUCUGCGUAUUGAAAACACAUGUUGACGUCUUGAAUGAUUUUAACCCAGAUGUGCUUAAAGACCUAAGAGCAAUUGCUGACAAGCAUGAAUUUUUAAUUUUUGAAGAUCGGAAGUUUGCAGAUAUUGGGAACACGGUUAAACACCAGUAUGAAGGUGGAGUGUACAGAAUAGCUUCAUGGUCUGACUUUGUGAAUGCUCAUGUGGUUCCUGGCCCUGGAGUAGUGAAGGGAUUGAAGGAAGUUGGAUUGUCUCUGAACCGAGGCUGCUUGCUGAUUGCUGAAAUGAGCUCUGAAGGUUCCCUAGCUACUGGGGACUACACCAAAGCGGCUGUAGAAUUGGCUGAAGAACAUUCUGAUUUUGUCAUUGGAUUUAUAUCUAGCUCAAAUGUCAGCAACAGAUUAGAGUUUAUACACAUGACUCCAGGAGUCCAGAUGCAGAUUGGAGUGGAUAAUCUGGGCCAACAAUACCGGAGUCCUGAAGAAGUGAUUCACAAGAAGGCCUCUGACAUCAUCAUUGUCGGCAGAGGGAUCUUGUCUGCAAAGGAUCGUGUGGAAGCUGCAAAAAUGUACAAAAAGGCAGGAUGGCAAGCUUACAUGAGUAGGUUGUCAUCUGUUAACAACUGAAAGUUUGAGAAAGCACUCAAGAUGCCUAAUAGCAAGCAAUCUGUUGAAGUCAGUUGAUUGUUAUUUUACCUUUAGUUUGUAAUGUGGUACAAUUAUUGAAUGUACUUUUUAAAUAAAACUAAUUCAAAUAAUA